UAAACGUCAUCACGCUGCGCUUCUUGCUUUGGACAUGUUGCGGGGAAAUCUCAACUUGUUUUCAUGUUUGUUAACGGGUUUUUUUUUCACGUGAAAUAAGGAUUGAACAAGUCCAGGUGUCCCUGGCCUCUGCAGAUCCUCUUCUUCAGCGUCCAUGGAGUCAGAGAGGAGUGACUCCCCGCCCUCGGGCUCGGCACCUGUAGCUGAAGUCUUCAACUCCAUCAGGGAGCGCUCCAUCGCAGAGAACAGCAUGGUGGUCCUGCUGCAGGGCCUGCAGGGCGAGGUGACCACGGUGGAGCUGAGGAACGAGAGCUCGGCGCGGGGCCGCGUGGUCAACGUGGACGCCUUCAUGAACGUACGUCUGGACGAUGUGACGUACAAAGACAGGCGGGGUAAAUCCAGCCAGCUGCAGGACAUGUUUAUCACAGGUAGGAAUAUCCGCUACGUCCACAUCCCAGACCACGUGGACAUAAUGAAGACCAUCGAGGGCCAUCUGGCCAAGAUCCACCGCGUGCGCAACUUUGGCAGUAAGGGAGGAGGCAGAAAAGAGUACGCCAAGAAAGCAAAAUAACUCCUAAACGCAAGAGUAUUUUAAAAACACUUGGAGGCAACAACAACAAUAAUGUUAAGACAAGUAUCACAAUGAAUCCAGCAGUUUUCCACCUGAAGAUGAAAUAAAUGAUUGCAGGGACAAGAGCAAGAAAUAAAUCAGUUUUGGAUUCUUUUACUUUUUUUCUUCUAAAAUCUUGUUUGAUAUGUCCCUCUUUGUUUGAGCUUCUCACUCUUAAUGAGCAUACUAAAGGCCGCCACCUGUAAUGAUACAGGCUGAACAAUCUGUCGGUAUAUCAUGAAUGAUACUGGAUUUAUUUUUCCAUGAUAGAUAAUUGAUUUUGUUUGCUUUUUCUACAAAAUGUCAAAAACUGUGAAAGUGAUUGUUAUAAUUAUCCUGAGCCCAGUGACGUCUUCUAAUAUCCUGUUGUAUCCAAACAACACACACACAUAUUCAGUUGACACUGACAGGAAAGCUUUGACAAGAUUAUUUUGGGGUAUUUUUGCUUUUAAAAAUGACUUCAACAUU
Gymnodraco acuticeps is the source of this 1078-nucleotide messenger RNA. It is a transcript of the gene lsm10, whose product is annotated as LSM10, U7 small nuclear RNA associated. Gene Ontology annotation, cellular component: cytoplasmic U snRNP body; nuclear body. The record is from RefSeq and is a predicted model, not a curated record. Gene Ontology annotation, biological process: mRNA 3'-end processing by stem-loop binding and cleavage. The coding region runs from base 155 to 571 and encodes 138 amino acids. The transcript has 2 exons. NCBI's taxonomy places the organism in Eukaryota, Metazoa, Chordata, Actinopteri, Perciformes, Bathydraconidae. Gene Ontology annotation, molecular function: histone pre-mRNA DCP binding; U7 snRNA binding.